AACCUCUCGAGAAACAAGUUCGAGAGUUACGUACUUUCAAUGCUCUCUCUAUUCCUUGCUAAUCAAGGCCUGCAAGGGAACUGGCUACGACUAUAGGCGGGACGACAUGCUUUUAGCUUCCCUGAAAUAGGCGACUUGCUCGCUUUGGCAGGAAGUAUUUUUUUUGAAGAAUUGAACAAAAAAAACUGAAAUUUCUGUAAAUCAUUAAAACGGGACUUUCUUUAAAGAAAAAUGGUCUCUCAGGCUGGAUCCACUGGGUGGGAGGAAUCAAACUCAACGUUGCGAGCUCAAAAAGUGAUCCUGGAAGGCCCACGGGUAAGCAAAGAUUCUAAUUCGAGAUUGGCAGAGAAACGGCCCGUGCGAGCACGAACCAAAAGAAGGUGCCAAGCCGAAGUGUACAAAUCUCAUAGUGGGGAAGUCCGGAUCAAUCCGUCGAAAGAGACGCCAUCUCUCAGUCUAAAUGGAAGUAGACCAAGUAGUUUCAUAGGAAGAAAUGUGAAAGUAGGGGCUGCUAAGCGCCCAGACCCAUGGGAGGUGAGGUGA
Arabidopsis thaliana (thale cress) is the source of this 543-nucleotide messenger RNA. RefSeq lists its product as uncharacterized. NCBI's taxonomy places the organism in Eukaryota, Viridiplantae, Streptophyta, Magnoliopsida, Brassicales, Brassicaceae. The transcript is spliced from 3 exons. The record is from RefSeq and is marked reviewed. Bases 232 to 543 code for a protein of 103 amino acids.